Messenger RNA from Pieris napi, 2739 nucleotides. Its product is annotated as proton-coupled folate transporter-like. NCBI's taxonomy places the organism in Eukaryota, Metazoa, Arthropoda, Insecta, Lepidoptera, Pieridae. Gene Ontology annotation, biological process: transmembrane transport. The record is from RefSeq and is a predicted model, not a curated record. The transcript has 7 exons. Gene Ontology annotation, cellular component: membrane. Bases 53 to 1549 code for a protein of 498 amino acids. Gene Ontology annotation, molecular function: transmembrane transporter activity.
AAACGUUCGACACCAAUAGAUUGAGUUCAAACGUAGCUGUCAUUCGUAAACAAUGACUUCUACAGAAUCACAAAAUAAUCCCGAAGAGCAACCACUAGACGAAAAGAAAGUUAUACAAAAUGAAUUUAAAAAGAGAACAUUCAUUGAAAAACUGCGCCACAUCAAAUCCAGCGUAACAGUUGAACCUAUCGUCGCAGGCCUAGUGAUACCUUCUAUGCUGGCAAGGCUGGCAGUACAAAAUCUAAAUCUAGACAAAGUGUGUCGGGUAAAACAGGCGUUUGGUGACGAAAUAUGUGAUGCCCUUCUAGUGAAAAAAGACAAUUUAAGCAGUUACGAAGCAGACGUCCAAAAAGUGAUAUCUUCUAUUGAAGCAUGGAAGAGCGUGAUACAAACUGCACUGCCCACCAUCCUAGUCAUCUUUAUGGGGGCUUGGAGUGACAAAACGGGGAAUAGAAAGCUAUGUAUUCUCUUACCGCUAUUUGGCGAGUUUCUAGUUUGUAUCAGCAAUAUAACUAGUACGUUCUUCUUCUACGAGAUUCCUGUUGAAGUGACAAUGUUUCUGGAAGCAUUCUUUCCUGCUAUUACUGGUGGAUGGGUGAUGGUUUAUCUGGGUGUAUUCAGUUACAUUAGUGAUAUAACGACUGCUGAAUCUAGAACAUUUCGUGUCGGUCUGGUCAAUCUCUGUUUGACAGCUGGAAUUCCAAUAGGAACAGCCUUGAGUGGUCUCUUAUUGAAUUUAUGGGGAUAUUAUGGUAUCUUCACAAUAUCCGCAUGUAUCUAUUUCAUAACUUUUAUUUAUGGAUACUGCUACUUGGAGUCUAAUACAAAGAAGAUUGUUGAAAAGGAAGAACCAUUCAAACUCACAAAUGUAUUUAAGUUAGUGAAGGAGACAGCUCAAGUUGCUUUUAAGAAACGGGAAGGAAAUCUCAGAAAAAAGGUUAUCAUAACAUUGUCUAUUGUAGCUAUUGUCUACGGGCCUAACCAUGGCGAGACAAUAAUCACCUACAUGUUUGUGAGAUAUCGGCUCAAAUGGGAUGCUUUAAAAUUCAGUUUCUACUCCACUUAUAGCGUCAUCACACAUUCGCUAGGUGCACUUUUCUCGAUAAGUGUUUUCAGCAAACGAUGGGGUUUUCACGACAGUGUUCUAUGCCUGAUAUCGAUAGUUAGCAAAUUGGUCGGUUCUAUCUGCAUCGCGUUCGUUAGGACGGACUUUGAUAUGUUUAUGAUACCGCUCGUUGAAAUUCUUAAUGCAACAACCUUCACGUCGCUAAGGUCAAUGGCCUCUAAGUUGGUGCGAGACGAAGAAAUGGGUAAAAUGAAUUCUCUAUUCAGCUUGGUAGAGACGCUAGCGGCGCUGCUCUUUGAUCCCACGUAUACUACUCUAUACGCACAUACAUUGACUGUAUAUACUGGGGCUGUGUAUAUGUACAGUGCAGUGUUGACUAUUCCUGCUAUUGUCAUGUUAUUGUGGAUGUUUACAAAACAUCGAAGGGAGACGAGGACUAAGCGUAGGGAAGGAAAAGACCCGGAGAAUUCACAAACAAAAUGAGUUGAAUUUUAAAGCAAUGUCGUAGUUAUCGAAAAUAGGGUGUAGUGCCUUAAAUUACUAUGAAAUUUCAGUCAAAGUUGGAUAAAAAUUUAAAGGGACAUGUUAUAUAUGCGUAACUUACAUUUUUUUAUAUGGGCGAUUAGACUAUGACCUAGACUGAUACAACCAAACCGUAAGGAGGUGAAAACAAUAGAAUCUGAUGAAGCAAUAAUGAAUUAAUGGUCAUAGUUCAAUAUAUCUGAACUAACUUAGUACAAAAUCAGCCUUAUUACAUAAAAGCAUUCCCUAUAAAUUUCUAUCAUAAAGUAAAACAAUAUAGCGGAAAGGCGAAGUUAUAAUUCAGUUUGAACAGUGCAAUACACGAUUAUUUUAUUAUAAAGGAUGAAAGCUGAGUUUAUUGUCAUAAAGCGAUCCCGGCCUAGCACUAAACUUUAAGACUUGAAGAAGCGACGAUAGGAACAACAACAAGUAUGGAAUGAUUGUUAAUGCUCUGCUCAACAGCCUUCUGUGCCUGAUACAGUUACUCACGAUUUUCCCUUCACCGUACGAGCAAGUAUUAAAUGCGCAUAUAGAAAGUCUAUUAGCCAGGGUUCGCACCUAUUACCUCAGGGGUGUGAGUCGCAAGCUGAAACCACUUGGCCAAGGUGAUCAGGCACAUUUGUUUAAAAUGAUAAAGAAGUCCUUGUGUACAUUACAUGUUAGAACAGAUUGUUAUAUUUGCUAUUGUACGUUGUGGAGUUUUGUAAUAUUUGCACUGUUGUAUUCUGUGAAUUAUGUAACCAACUUUGAAUCGGUAGGGUUCACCUUAUUGUAUGCUGUAAAAGUUUUUAGCAUUCGAAAACUGUUAAAAUAAUUAUUGUAUUCACAACAGUUGUUGAGUUCAAUCAAACUUAAAAAACCUUUAUUCAUAUAGGUAACCAAGUACAAUUAUGAACGUCAACAGAAAAUAUGUUAAAUUGAUUCUAAAUUUAAAUAUACUAUCAGUUCGCAAGUCAAGGGCGUAGAAUGGGCAAGAAGGACUGGCAAGAGACUCUACGCCACUCUCUUUAAUCGCCAAGUUUUCUGGUGCAAAUCAAUCCAUGGAUUAGAAUCAUUUAAAUAAUUGUCAAAUUUAUAAAAAGCUUUAUUGAUUAUUUUAAAUUUAACGAGAGUUUUGAAUUUAUUCAGUGAUAAUUCUCUAAUUUUGCUUG